AUGGCUCGAUUCGUACGCGAGAAGCGGAGAUACCUAUGGUUGGGCCAUCAGGCGCGGGCUGGCGAUGGCUUACAUCACGGGCGACCAGAGAGCGCCAGAGAGCGCGAGAGGCUUGUCCAGAUGAUGCCUCCAGUUUAUGGAUUUGAGCUCAUGUCUCACAGAAAGGAACGGUCUUCGGAGGAGGAUGAUCAGUGGCAGUGA
This is a messenger RNA of Penicillium brevicompactum, 201 nucleotides long. RefSeq lists its product as uncharacterized. The transcript has a single exon. The record is from RefSeq and is a predicted model, not a curated record. The coding region runs from base 1 to 201 and encodes 66 amino acids. NCBI's taxonomy places the organism in Eukaryota, Fungi, Ascomycota, Eurotiomycetes, Eurotiales, Aspergillaceae.